Colletotrichum navitas is the source of this 231-nucleotide messenger RNA. RefSeq lists its product as uncharacterized. Lineage: Eukaryota; Fungi; Ascomycota; Sordariomycetes; Glomerellales; Glomerellaceae. Bases 32 to 220 code for a protein of 62 amino acids. The record is from RefSeq and is a predicted model, not a curated record. The transcript is spliced from 2 exons.
CUCCGCAUAGGUCGGCCCGCUCGGCUCUCCAAUGAAAAUGCCGGGACUAUCGCAAGCGCCAGCACAAUUCCCAGAACAUACCUUACCUUGCAACAGCUCAUCGAACCUGUCGACGCUUCUAGAACCUACAUGCUCCCCUCGUUUCUCCAGAGCCAAAGAACCUUCUGAGGGGCUGGGAGAAACCCGGCAGCCAAUCCAUCGUACAGGGUGGCAGGGGUAAGCUAAAUACCC